GCCCAGCCAGGAGCCGCAGCCACAAGCCGCACUCACAGGCAUGGCUCCCAUUCGGGAUUCCGUCAGCCACUCCCCUAAUCAAACAGGUCUGGAGCAUCCUGGCUUGGACUCACAGUAUGAGCCAUCCCCUUGGUCCUCUGGCUCUCCCUGCAGCAGUGACAGCAACAGCAACUGGGGGAAAGUCCUAGUGGACGGAAGCACCGACAAACCCAACAACCCUUCUUCAACCAACUCUUCCGUCUGGCCUCCCUCCUCCUCCUCAUUCUCUUGCUCCUCGUCUUCUUCCUCUUCUGGCUGUGGGUCAGGAUCAGACCCUGAGCUGGCAUCAGAAUGCAUGGACGCAGACUCUAGCUCCUCGAUCGGCUCAGAGAAAAACCUUGCCGCUGUUGCUGUGACAACAGUGAUGAUGAUGUCAGCAAAUGCUUCUUCCUCUGUGUCUUCUACGACUUCUUCACCCUCUUCCUCUUUGGUGACUUCUGCCAUGAUGGUCGGCGUUUCAGUGAAUGGAGACAGCAACGGCAACAGUCGUCAGGUUAUUGGUGGAGGGAUGGGAACCAUCAGCGGUGCAAAUAAUGGAAAUAAUAACAUCACCGGAUCCUCCCACUACUCUGUGGCUGGGUCCAGCAGUAUUGGCAGCAAUAACAUGGGUAACCACAACAUCAAGCUCGUCAAUAACAGUGGCGUAUGGGGCAGCCAGACAGGCAGCAACAUGAUCACCACGGGCGGAAGCACCCCUUGCAUCAAUGGAGGGUUAAACCCAAACUCUUUAAACCCAAAUGCCAACCACGGUGCCUGGCCACAGAAUCCAACCCCAAGCCCAGUGACCCAGGGCCAGCGGCCUCCACAGGCUCAGGGGAUGAGUUCCAAACUGGGUAUAGCUCCCCAACAGGGCCCCUUGCUGGGCUGGGGUGGCAUGGCAGCUCCAGACAACAGCAGUAUGAUGGAAGACACUGAGGUGAAUAAUGGUACAGCAAGCAGCAAGGUGUUAGGAAGCAGCAACAGUGGAAAUGGUGGCCUGCAGCCUACCAACCUUAACACUGAAUCCAAUGGACCAAAUAACACUAUUAUGAUGAAUACUACUACUACUACUAACGCCACAAUGACCUCUAGUCCACCAAACUCUACCGCCUCACCCCAACUCAGUGGGGAUUGUUCCUGGGGCUCCAUUGGAGGAGGGAAUGGGGGUCCGCUGGCCAAUGGAAACCCUUCAUCAGCCCCCCAGAACCCCCAAGGAGAGCUGGGGGGUCCUGGGGCUUUCGGUACGCCUUGGGGCGCAACUACCUACCCUGGAGACAAGGGCCCCCCAAAUGCAGACACUGUGAACCCCCAAAACCCUGCCUUAAUGCAGGCUGGGAACCCCCAAAUCUCCUCUACUGCUGCUUACAAGAGUAAUAAUAACCACAAUAACACUGGGGCCCCACGCUGGGACCAGGGGCCCACUAAUAACCCAAACCAGCCUCAGAGCAACUUGUCCUGGGGUGUUGGCUCAAAUCAAAUCCCAGGCUCUGCAGGCCAAACACCUGGAAAUGGGAACCAAACUACGAUGGGCCCUCCAGCGGGGAUACCUCGUCCCUGGGGGAGCAGCGCGUCAUCUUCUUCCUCUUCCUCAUCAUCUUCUUCCACAUCAAAUACCAAGAUGUCAAAUGGAGAAUGGGGAUCAGCAGCUCCUGGUAACAACCAUUCAGAUGCUGGAAGUCAGAAAGGAAGCUCUGCCAACAAUGGCUGGAAGAGCCUGGAGGAUGACGCCAUGGGCAUGGGAGGUGGAGGGGGAGGAGGUGGAAGUCAUGGCUUGGGGAGUGUCACUGGAGGCUGGGGUCGCUCUGGAGGAAGUGAAGGAAGCGGAGAGAGCUCCGGAGGCCGAUCUAGCUCAGACAGAGACAGCAGCCAGUCAAAAGGGGGAAACCGCAGAAAAGGUACCCAUUCUGCAACAAUAAUAACAGCUCUGACCCGGGCCGAUGUGGACCCAAGAGUUCUGUCCAACACUGGGUGGGGUCAGACACCCAUUCGGCAGAACACCGCCUGGGAUGUCAAUUCUCCUAACAAUCAGCCCCAGGGUCCCAGAGGAGAUGAAAGAAAGCACAGCAGUGGAGGCUCCAGCUGGGGCACAGCAACACCGGCAGCUCCCUCCCAGACCUCUGGAGGCUGGGGAGGUAGGCCCGGCAGCUCAGGCACGGAUACAGGAGGGUCUGGCUGGGGAGAGCAGAGACAAACCUCUGGGUGGGACAGCAAAGUCCCAGCAAGUGGAGGAGGUGGGCAGAGUGGCUGGGAUGAUGGAUCCAGCUACAAGGGUAGCAACACCAAUAGUAACACCUGGAGCAACAACUUCAACAAAGAUGACAGGUCCAAUACAUGGACUAAUGCACCCAAACCGCAGCAGGGCUGGGGUUCCAGUAGUGGAAAUGCAAGUGAAGGCUGGGGUAGCAGUGGGGAUGGUACCAGAGGAGGAGCCAACAACCACUGGGGGGAGCCCCAAAAAAGUGCAGGCUCAGUGGGCUGGGACAGCGACAGUGACCGGUCUGGCUCUGGAUGUUGGAGCGAGCCUAGCCGAACCAACACCAGCAGCAGCAACACGUGGGUAGGGAGUGGAGGAUCAAAUACUCCAGACCAGAGCACGCCAAACCCAGGCUCCAACUGGGGCGACUCAGUCCACAAACCCAGUUCUCAGAGUAACAGCCAGGGCUGGGGUGAGCCAGUGAAGAACAACCAUGGAGCCCAGAACUGGGGUGAGCCGAAUCCCAAGCCCUCCAACGAGUGGGGUAAAGGUCCUGAAUCCAACAUGUCCAGAGGCAAUCAAGGCUCUAACAAGCCCACAGGCUGGCUGGGAGGCCCGAUGCCCACAGUAGGUCAGAAGGAAGAAGUGGCAACUGGGUGGGAAGAGCCUUCUCCAGAGUCCAUACGGCGGAGGAUGGAGAUCGAUGAUGGCACUGCAGCUUGGGGAGACCCUGGCAAAUACAGUGGUGGAUCUGUCAACAUGUGGAACAGGACUAGCCAAUCAGAACAGGAGAACAUGGGUAUGUCCUCUCAGCACCAGUCCCACCCAGCACACAGCUCAAUGCAUCCUCCUCAGCCCAUGCAGCCUGUUGCACAGGAAAAAAGCUGCAGUUCUGGUUGGGGUGAGCCAUACCCCCAGCAGAAGGAGUCCUCAUCGUGGGGGGAGCCAGCCGCUGCUCCGCCUGUUACAGUGGACAACGGGACCUCUGCCUGGGGGAAGCCCAUGGACAGCAGCUCCGGCUGGGAUGAACCCAGCAGGGACAGCAGAGAGUCCGGUUCUGGAUGGGGCAGCCAGCAUAAGUCGGCUCCAGGUCCUAAGCCCAUGGAGACAUGGUGUGGUGAGGAGGUGUCCAUGGGUAAUAGCUGGGAUCAGGAAGAAGAAGUGGAGAUUGGCAUGUGGAGCAACAGCCAACAGGACAACAGGUCCCAUGACCAAAACACCUGGAACUACAAGCAUAAAGGCGGAAACAAGAUGAACAAACCAGUCAACAAACAGGAUGAACCGUGGAUGAAACCUUUCAUCAACCAGUUCAGCGGCAUGAACUUCCCUAGAGACUCUCCUGACGACCCCAUGAAGACAGGAGCAGGGAUGGUGCAGGACAAGCGUAUGGACAUGGGCAGUAUGGGAGACUUCAAUGGAGUAAUGGGGAAGAACCCUGGGUCUCGACACCAGCUCCACAAGGAGUCUGCCAUGGAUCGCAACCCUUACUAUGACAAGCUGUCUGUUUCCCCCUCUGCUUAUGAUAGUCCAGCUUCUGAUGAGCUCUCCUCCAAUCAAAGCAUGAGCUUUUCCCCUUCCAAUUCUGCUCAGCCUAUCCGCUGUCUCAACUCUGGGCCAUCUCCUGCCCACUCUAGUCCUGGGGCCACUCGGCAGAAUGUAAACCCUAUGUUGGGUGGCAGCAGCGUAGCACAGGGCCGAGGCGGCCCCCAGUCCCAGGUCCCCCCCCAACCCAACCUUCGUAACCAAGUGCCUCCACCCAUCCUGCCCUCUCAGGUCCCUCCAUCCCUGUUGAAGUACCCAGGAGGUAACGGAGGUCUGAACCCCCUGUUUGGCCCUCAGCAGGUGGCUGUGCUCAACCAACUCUCCCAGCUCAACCAGCUGUCACAGCUCAACCAGAUCAACCAGUUACAGCGUCUUCUUCUCCAGCAGCAGCAGCAGCAGCAGCAGCAACAGCAGAAGGCUCAGAGCCAGAGAACCAUGCCUGUGGGGCGACAGACUGAACAGACACGUCCUAUUGGUUCGUCUCCAUCAAUGAUGCAGCCCCCACGUCAUCUGGACCCCUCUUUGCUGAAACAGGCCCCACCUCUCAAACCGUACCUGGAAAACUACUUGUCCCACAAUGCCCCUGAGAUGCAGAAGGAUGCUGCCGCUCUCGGAUCCUUCAGCAACUUCCCUUUAAGCUUGAACUCUAACCUGAAUGUAUCCCUGGACAUGGGUGUUGGUGGUGGUAGUAGUGGUGGCGGAGCUGUGAGCUACAAAGAGCCGCCCCAGUCCAGACUGAAGAAACUUUGGGCUACUGACCCUCUGGAGCAGAACAGCAAACCUGGUGCUAUGUCGUCUGGGCUGCGUCUGGAGGACUCUCCCUUCUAUGACUUCCUGUCUCCUGGCCCAUCUCCCCUGAGUCCUCCCGGCCAAUCAAUGGGCUCGGUGGGUGAUGGCUGGCCGCCCCGUGCCAACUCCCCCCCGCCCCAUGGAAACACUGUCACGUGGCCCCCAGAGUUCCGGCCCGGGGAGCCUUGGAAAGGUUACCCCAACAUUGACCCUGAGACUGACCCCUAUGUGACCCCCGGCAGUGUCAUCAACAACCUCUCCAUCAACACCGUCCGCGACACAGACCACCUCAGGGACAGGAACAACGGGCCAUCCUCAUCACUGAACACCACGAUGCCUUCUAACAGUGCCUGGUCAUCCAUUCGUGCCUCCAGCCACAGCGGUUCCCUCACCAGUACAGCACAAAGCACUUCAGCCAGACCCAGUGAGUCAAAGUGGUCUCCCGGCGGCGGUUCUGUGUCCAACUCCUCCCUAGCCCAUGAGCUGUGGAAGGUCCCCCUCCCUCCCAAGGCGCUGUCUGUGGCAGCCCCCUCCAGACCACCACCUGGCCUCACCAGCCAGAAGCCCAGCCCCGCCUCCUCUGGCUGGGACGCCUCUGCCCUGAGGUUGGGGGGGUGGGGCUCCUCUGAGUCCAGAUACACACCUGGUUCCAGUUGGGGUGACAGCAGCAGCUCAGGGAGAACCCAAUGGCUUGUUCUGAAAAAUCUCACACCUCAGAUUGACGGCUCUACCCUGAGGACCCUGUGCAUGCAGCAUGGCCCUCUGAUCACAUUCCACCUCAACCUGCCGCACGGUAACGCCGUGGUAUGCUACAGCUCCAAGGAUGAGGCCGCCAAGGCCCAGAAGAGCCUGCACAUGUGUGUUUUGGGGAACACUACUAUUCUGGCUGAGUUUGCCAGCGAGGAGGAAAUCAACCGUUUCUUUGCACAAGGGCAGUCAUUGGCCACUCCCUCCUCCAGCUGGCAGGCCAUAGGCUCCUCUCAGAGCAGAAUGGAUCAGUCUCACCCCUUUCCCAGCCGCGCUCCUGAACCUAACCAGUGGAACAGCAGCGAUCUCCACAGCUCCUCCCUCUGGGGCGGGCCCAACUAUUCCAGUAGCCUGUGGGGGAGCCCCAGUGGCACCGAGGCGGGGAGGAUCAGCAGCCCUUCUCCAAUCAGCUCCUUCCUCCCGGUGGAUCACCUGACAGGGGGUGGGGACUCCAUGUGAACCGCCUGCCAAUCAAACAGGCUGGGGGGAAGCGUCAGUAGAGAAUUAUCAAUAAUCAGCAGAAGAAAAUGAAAAAAAAAAAAAAAAUGUAGUUAUAAACGCAAUGGCACUAGUUGGACUCUUUCUCACUUACAAGAUAUUCAACAAAACGGGGUCUCCCCUGUGGAAAACAAGUUACGUUUCUCUCUGCACAUAUGUCCACUUUGUUUUAGCCCAAAAACAUAUCAGUCGGAAUACUUGAAUCAUGCAGGCCAAUUCUAUAAUGUGAACGGAUGGAUAUUUGCUUCCAGGUAGUGCUCUUUCAGACCGAAAAAAGCUUCAGUCGAGCUCAUUAUUAUAUAUAUAUUUUUUGU
This is a messenger RNA of Seriola dumerili (greater amberjack), 6102 nucleotides long. RefSeq names its product trinucleotide repeat containing 6A (gene tnrc6a). The record is from RefSeq and is a predicted model, not a curated record. Gene Ontology annotation, biological process: positive regulation of nuclear-transcribed mRNA poly(A) tail shortening; miRNA-mediated post-transcriptional gene silencing. NCBI's taxonomy places the organism in Eukaryota, Metazoa, Chordata, Actinopteri, Carangiformes, Carangidae. The transcript has 24 exons. Gene Ontology annotation, cellular component: nucleoplasm; P-body. Bases 41 to 5749 code for a protein of 1902 amino acids. Gene Ontology annotation, molecular function: nucleic acid binding.